AUGUACCUUCUCUUCACAACUGGCACAGUUGUCAUCGGCUCUUUCCUCUACGGUACUGAUCAAGGUGUCUUGUCCAACCUUUUGACUGGACAGAAUUUCGGCUCAAAGUUCCCUGAUGUCUACACUGAUGCCACAUUGAAGGGCUGGGUUGUGGCAAUCCUACAGCUCGGUGCCUGGUUAGGUGCGCUGAUCAACGGACCUCUUGCCGACAAGAUCUCGCGCAAGUACAGUAUCACUGUUGCUGCAUCUCUGUUCACUCUUGGAAGUGCUCUUUGUGGUGGUGCACAGAAUGUCGGCUAUCUUUUCGCUGGGCGCAUCAUUGCAGGUAUCGCCGUUGGGCAGGUUUCACACGUCGUGCCUCUGUAUCUUGCUGAGAUCUCUCCUUCUGAGUUCCGUGGAGCUCUUGUGUCAUGUCAACAAGUGGGAAUUACUUCUGGAAUCAUGAUUUCGUACUGGCUGUGCUACGGUACCAGUUUCAUCGGCGGUCAAGCGUGCGAUGCAAACCAGAAUGUCGAGUUUGGCGAUGGCAGCUUCAAUCCCUACACCGAUGUACCUGCAGGUGGUUGCACUGGACAGACUGCAUUGGCAUGGCGACUUCCUCUUUGCUUGCAAUGUGUCCCAGCCGUCAUCCUAUUCGCGGGUUCAUUCUUCUUACCUUUCAGCCCUCGUUGGCUCAUGGGGAAGGGUAGAGAAGAGGAGGCUCGUGUGAAUAUCGCGAAACUCCACGGGCUUUCUAUCAACGACCCCAUCGUCGAGACUGAGUGGCUUGAGAUCAAGGCUGCAGUUAUGUUCGACGAGAGAACUGCGAGAGAACAGUACCCUAACAAGGAAGGCUUCAGGUUGGCUUUGGGCAAAGUCAGCAUGCUACUAACUAACAAGGGCCUCUUCCGCAGACUCGCCUUAGGUUGUAUCCUCAUGUUCUUCCAGCAGUUCACCGGAAUCAACGCUAUCAUCUACUACGCACCUACCAUCUUCGGUAGUCUCGGCUUGAACGUCUCUACCACUUCCUUACUUGCGACUGGUGUUCUCGGUGUCAUCGACUUUCUCUUCACCUUCCCUGCAAUCUUUUUUGUCGACCGCUUUGGACGUCGCAAGUUCCUUAUGGCAGGCGCGAUUGGCAUGAUGAUCAGUCAUGUCGUCGUUGCAGGUAUCCUUGGUCACUACGGAGGCAACUUCAAACUUGCUGGGGGCAAAGCUGCAGGCUGGGUCGGUAUCGCGUUCAUCUGGUCCUUUGGUGCCAACUUCUCCUACUCAUGGGGUCCCGUCGCCUGGCUUCUUGCCUCCGAACUCUUCUCCCCUGGCCACCGCAGUCAGGCCGUCAGUAUCAUCAUCAGUUGCAACUACAUGAUGAACUUCAUCGUCGGCCAAGUCACACCCAACAUGCUUGAAGCUCUGAAGUACGGUACAUACGUCUUCUUCGCCGCCUUCUGUCUGCUCAUGUUUUUGUGGGUCUGGUUCCUCGUCCCAGAGACGCGCUACAAGAGUCUGGAAGAAAUGGAUGCAGUCUUUGGCGACAAUCUGGGUCAAGUUGAUCAAGAGAGGAUGAGGGAGAUCAUGGCGGAGAUCGGGCUUGAGCCAGCAGGGGCUCGCGGUCACGAGGAGGGAUUGUCUUUUGAUCAGCAUACAGAGAUCAAAGAAGGCAAAGUCUCUCAUGUUGAGACAGGAUAG
Molecule: messenger RNA, 1668 nt
Organism: Aureobasidium subglaciale EXF-2481
Lineage: Eukaryota; Fungi; Ascomycota; Dothideomycetes; Dothideales; Saccotheciaceae
Exons: 5
Coding region: 1-1668 (555 amino acids)
Biological process (GO): transmembrane transport; carbohydrate transport
Cellular component (GO): membrane
Molecular function (GO): carbohydrate:proton symporter activity
Source: RefSeq, a predicted model, not a curated record